GACAAAAAAAAAAAAAAAAUUCAAUGUAAGAAACCAUGUGAUGAUCUAAGACUGAGACAACAAACACUGAGGGGAGAGAGAGAGAGAGAGGCGAACACCGACCGGAAGUUCGGCGCUCCGCUGAUUACGGUUGUGGCCCCCACCGUUCCGGCGACUGCAGUUUUACACACAAAAGGACCUCAUGUCUAACAUAGAGGAUAACAAAGAACUAGGACAGAUGGAUGUGGAUGCAUCUGACGAGUCAGUCAACAUGCCAUCAUCCCAGAAGCAGGAGGAAGCUAUAAAGAAAAAAUAUGGAGGAAUUAUUCCCAAAAAGCCACCACUCAUAUCUAAGGACCAUGAGCGCGCUUACUUUGAUUCUGCUGAUUGGGCACUUGGAAAGCAAGGCGGUGAGAAGCCUAAGGGACCACUUGAGGCUCUUCGGCCUAAAUUACAGCCAACACAGCAGCAAACGCGUUACCGGAAAUCUCCUUAUGCUCCUGCCGGAGGAGAAGGGGGAAGUGUUCCAUCGGAGGAUGCACCUUCCAAUGAGUAAGCAGCAAUCAGUCUUUUGAUGAUGUGCUGACUAUUAUUCUGAUACCUGAGUAGGUAUGACUUUUUGUUGUUUUCAACAAUAAAAGAAGUUUAUUGUGUAUUCAUAUUAGCAGAAGACAAAUGAUUUGACAUGCAGCUAUGCUGUAGACACUUACUGUGAUUAUGGUUUUUGUGUUUUACUCUUCUUCCCCUCCCCCUCACUCCCCAAUCUCUCUUUAAUUGAUAGUUGUGAAAAAAAUAAAAUAAGAAAUUAAG
Messenger RNA from Gastrolobium bilobum, 789 nucleotides. RefSeq lists its product as uncharacterized. The record is from RefSeq and is a predicted model, not a curated record. Gene Ontology annotation, molecular function: protein phosphatase inhibitor activity. The transcript has 7 exons. Bases 182 to 535 code for a protein of 117 amino acids. Gene Ontology annotation, cellular component: cytoplasm. NCBI's taxonomy places the organism in Eukaryota, Viridiplantae, Streptophyta, Magnoliopsida, Fabales, Fabaceae.